Molecule: messenger RNA, 2579 nt
Organism: Protobothrops mucrosquamatus (brown spotted pit viper)
Lineage: Eukaryota; Metazoa; Chordata; Lepidosauria; Squamata; Viperidae
Gene: HSDL1
Product: hydroxysteroid dehydrogenase like 1
Exons: 4
Coding region: 9-983 (324 amino acids)
Molecular function (GO): oxidoreductase activity
Source: RefSeq, a predicted model, not a curated record
UGGUUGCUAUGGCUGCGGUGGACAGCUUCUCCCUGUUGAUGCAGGAGAUCGGACGGUCCUACCAUUACUGUGUAGAGAUGUUGGCGGUUGUGGGCGCUUUCUACGCAAGCAAGGUGUGCGUCACGGUUUUGAGUGACACCUACGUGCUGAUCAGGGUGCAUUUUGUUCCACGGAUCUUUGGCCGGCCUGACUUAAGCAAGCGAUAUGGAAAAUGGGCUGUGGUCACAGGAGGAACCUCAGGCAUCGGCCUUUCCUACGCCAGAGAGUUGGCCAAUUAUGGAGUCGACCUCAUCAUGAUUAGCCGGAACCGGGAAGAAUUAGAAGCUGCCGCUAAAGAGAUCGUGGAGACUUACAACAUCAGCACCUUGACGGUCGUAACGGAUUUUAGCAAGGGCCGUGAGGCCUAUCCGGUCAUCAAGAAGGCUCUGGAAGGCAAAGAGAUUGGCGUCUUAGUGAACAACGUUGGGGUGCUCAGCCCUCUGCCCGAUUCCUUCACCAGUUUGACAGAGUCUCAGGUUUGGGAGUUCAUCAAUGUAAAUAUUGGAGCUGCCAACAUGAUGGCACACUUGGUGUUGCCGGGCAUGGUGCAGAGGAAGAAGGGGGCCAUUGUCAACGUUUCUUCUCUCAGCUGCUGCAAUCCCUGUCCCCGGUACACAGCGUAUUCGGCCUCCAAGACUUACCUGGAUCACUUCAGCAGAUCACUUCACUAUGAAUAUGCCUCCCAGGGCAUUUUCAUUCAGAGCUUAAUUCCGUUCUUCGUUUGCACCAACGUGACAACGCUAAGUAGCACCCUCUCCAAAAUGAGCUUUUUUGUGCCUUCGCCUGAUGAGUAUGUCCGUCACGCAGUCACCACCCUCGGUGUCUCCCGAAGAACGACAGGAUACUGGCCACAUACGCUCCUGAUGAUUUUAGCAAGGUUUGUCCCUGAAUGGUUCUGGGCUUGGCUGGUACCCAGAAUAAAAUACUGCCAGAAGUCACUUUGAAAAAAAUGUCUGUGAAGAUCUUGCCUUGAGCACCAAUAACAUCUUGAAGUUUAGACUGACUGUAGCUACAAAAUCCUGACUUCUUCACACGGAUUCUUUUCUGCUUGCAUUAUUUGUUUGAAAUCAUGUAUUUGAGACUUGAAGGAAGUUUAGCUUGGACGUAGCUGAAAGAAGACACUUGAAACAAACUUUUAGUAAGCUGGCAUAAUAUUCUCCAGCCUGAGGCAUCACUUAUGUAGAAUUCUUCAUGGUUCCUCAGUAAAAGACGCAAGAAACCUGUCUGGAUGAUGGAGCAAUUGAAUUGUUGAAGAACUUGGGUUCCAGAAGAGCAAAAAGAAAAAAAUAUCUGCCAAUAGGGCAUUGUAGAUCAACUUUCUCCAACACUCAUCAACCCCAAUUGAAUUAUCUCUGAUGGAAGUUUGAUGCAACAUUACCCUUGAAGGUACCCCAAGAUAUAACUGUUCAACAGAGAUGUCCUUCUUCAAAUCAGUGCAGUCUUGUGCUGUAUCAGGAUGUUGUUGAAUGUAUGAUGUCUACAACCAUCCUUCGGAGUGGACAGUGCUGUGAUAGAUGUUAGGAUCUCAACUGACAUGGCUGUCUCAUGGGGAUGUUGGAGAUAGGGUGGCCCAGAGUCCUUGACUUUUCAGCCUCACAACCAAUUUCCCAAACUGCCUUGCUCCAGAGGUAUUAGAUUCCUUCUCUUCUUAUCCUAUGCCAGCCUAGUAAUCCUGCUGGCUGGGAGGGAAGAGAGUGGUCCUCCAGUGUAUCUAAAGUGGGUUAAUUGACCAGUUGUAGGAGGCUCCUGAACAAUUUGACUUGAGCAACAAUUAGGCUUAAUUUCUGUGAAAUAUGGGUCUUCCCCCCAGGCAGGGUGGCUGAUGAACUGCUGGUGGCGUCUUUUGAAUUCAAUGUGAUUUCAGAGGAAUCAGGGCACGGUAAUUUUCAGAUCCUGAGGUAAGACAGGUAACCAAAGUGGAGGGAGCCCCUAACUCCGCUUUUUGUAUCCUUAGAGACUAUCGAACAAGGAUUGGUAAAAACAAACAGCUCUGUUUCCCAACAUUUUGGAGACAGGAGAUACAGGAAUGAAAACUGUAGAGUGAUAUAAAAGUAAAGCAGUUAAUAAGUGCCGUAAACAGGGCUAGCAGCCGUAGACCUGGUUGGUGUACCCUGUUUAGCCCUGAUUUGUGAACCAUGGUUUGGUGAGUAAACCCACUUGCAUGGGAUCACACAGCAUCAAAAGCCAUAAACCAUGGGGGACGAACUCUUUACUUAAUAUUCUAAAACAAAGGCAAAUAUGCCACAUUAUGGGCUGGUUAUUAGACGAACAACUAGCUCUCAAGAUUUUGAGUGAUCUAGCCCUAUGAAUAAAUUCAUACUUCCCCCCCUUUCAACUAGCAAUUUGCUGGCUGUGCAAAGCUAUUUAAAAAGAUAAGUCAGAUGUUACUUAGUACUUUCUACCAUAUAUUAUACCUGGAGUUAUAGUCAUGAUAUCAAACUGAAGUGGAUCAUCUUUUUUUCUUUUAGAGUCUUAGCCACAACGUCAAGUGGCUUGAACUGAUGUGUGUUUGCUCUAGUAAAGGCUUACUCGUAAGGAAA